GCCUCGCAGACCGAGAAAGACACGGCGGACUCCAUUGCUGUCCUGAGUGCGUUUCUCGCCGGACUUGGUGUUCUCCGUUACUGCGUAGUCCGCGCCUCCGUAUAACCGUCGUCUCCUGGUACGGGAAACCGUCGCGCGACCGACUGGGCCGCCCGGACGUUGUGAAAUAACAUAAAUAACGACUUUUCUUGUGUGCGGAUAACGCGGGUGGUUCGCGAGCUGAAUCUUCUCGUGCGUAGUCGGGAGACGGGAGAAAAGAGCCACGAUGGCUGACCAACUCACAGAAGAACAAAUCGCAGAGUUUAAAGAAGCGUUCUCGCUAUUCGACAAGGAUGGUGAUGGUACCAUAACCACCAAAGAAUUGGGUACAGUCAUGAGGUCCCUUGGUCAAAAUCCCACAGAAGCAGAACUACAAGAUAUGAUUAAUGAAGUUGAUGCAGACGGUAAUGGCACAAUCGACUUCCCGGAGUUCUUAACCAUGAUGGCACGUAAAAUGAAGGACACGGAUAGCGAGGAAGAGAUUAGGGAGGCCUUCAGAGUGUUCGAUAAGGAUGGAAAUGGCUUCAUAUCCGCGGCGGAACUCAGACACGUCAUGACAAAUCUGGGCGAAAAAUUAACUGAUGAGGAAGUAGAUGAAAUGAUACGAGAGGCCGAUAUCGACGGCGACGGCCAAGUUAAUUAUGAAGAAUUCGUCACAAUGAUGACAUCAAAGUGAAUGCAACCUGUGUAACAGAAGAACUCGCGACUCGGAGUGGUGUUGACGUAUUAAAAUAAAUCAAGAUACAGAGAAAAAACAUAUGUAAACAAAAAGAGAAAUCUACCAGAAAGUGACAAAUCUUGUAUCAGGAUGCGAAGAUGUCUAUAAAAGCGCGAAGAGUCAACGUCCGAUACCGCGUUAAAAAAAAUCGUCGUUUAACGAUAAGUAAUACAGGCCAAUUAAUUGUUUAAUUAAAGAGUUAUAAUACUAAAAUCAUUAUUUCUAAACACAAAUAUUUACGCGUGUGUACAUACACAACACGUCGAUAUAUACAACACAAUACGCUACACCAAACUCACUCGAGGAGUAUAAUACACACACACACACACACACACACACAAUUGACAAAUCUUAUUUCCAUUGGGUAAAAACGAAUUUGGAAGUGAGAUAACGCGAUACACAAUUUGCGCGCGCAUGUGCACCAACGACAAACAAAAAGUGCAUUUUUCCACUUUCCUCUCUUUCUCGACUGCCUCUCCUCCCUUCCCUAUCUUCUUAUCUUUCCUUCCUUCCGUCUUUCCUUCUUCUCCCGUUUAUCCCCUUCAUCCACUCCGAAAUUUUUUUUUUCUUUUUUUUUCUUUUUUUCAUGGAAAAGGUAUGUCGAAGAAAUGUAAUUUCUUUCGUAAACGGAGAGGAAACGUGUAUUUAGGGGACGAAGUAUAAAUCCAAUGUAAGAUAAUAUUUAAAAAAAGAAAAAAAGCAGCAAAGAUUUAUUUGCCAAUCGAGAGA
Molecule: messenger RNA, 1486 nt
Organism: Pseudomyrmex gracilis
Lineage: Eukaryota; Metazoa; Arthropoda; Insecta; Hymenoptera; Formicidae
Product: calmodulin
Exons: 4
Coding region: 266-715 (149 amino acids)
Molecular function (GO): calcium ion binding; enzyme regulator activity
Source: RefSeq, a predicted model, not a curated record